AUUGUGAAGGAGAGGGUUGAAAUCCCGUUUGAUUCAGUUGCUGCAAAGCCAGAUAUAAACUAUGGGAGUGGUUAAAUCGUUGUUCAUUCUUCAACAUGUUUAUAUCUCAAUUCUGAAUUGGAGAACGAAGGUCUUCCUCAAGUAUCUGCUAUGAAUCUCAUGAACAUUAACACUGUUGCUUCAAAAAAUACCACCAUGAUCCUCUCAAAUGUUUGUGGCAUCGAUGCAUGCAAUUCAAGGGAUCCUAUCAAGAUUUGUGCAACUCCAAAUUCGUCAAGACUAACGCAUAAGCACUAUAUGGAACUAUCGUGGAUCAGGACAGAUGGAUCACUAAAGGGGCUAGUUUGCAGAACUCCAAAUUUGAUCGGAUGUAUGGAGAAGAGUAAAAGAUUCAAAGUGAGCGCUUUCACAGAAGAACAAGAGGCUUUGGUGGUCAAAUCUUGGAAAUCUAUGAAGAAAGAUGCCGGAGAACUGGGUGUCAAGUUUUUUUUGAGGACUUUUGAGAUUGCACCAUCAUCAAAGAAGCUGUUCUCCUUUCUGAGAGAUUCAGAUGUUCCUGUGGAGAAAAAUCCAAAGCUAAAACCCCAUGCCAUGACCGUCUUUGUUAUGACUUGUGAAUCAGCUGUGCAACUUAGAAAGGCCGGCAAAGUCACUGUCAAAGAGUCCACUCUAAGAGAUUUAGGUGCCACUCAUUUAAAAUAUGGUGUUGUCGAUGAACAUUUCGAGGUAACAAAAUUUGCCUUGUUGGAGACCAUUAAGGAGGCAGUACCAGAUAUGUGGUCACCAGAGAUGAAGAAUGCAUGGGGAGAAGCCUAUGAUCAAUUGGUGUCUGCCAUAAAAAAUGAAAUGAAACCCUCUGCAUAAUUUUUAUAUCUCUGGGUUUUCUACCAUUCAUAGCCUAUUUUCUUCUCCAGUUGCUGUGCUGUUUGGAUUUGCCACAUUCUGUGUGUGUGUAAUAAAGAACACUAAAUAAAAAUUUUGUUGAUGAUCAAA
This is a messenger RNA of Mangifera indica (mango), 993 nucleotides long. Its product is annotated as non-symbiotic hemoglobin 1. Gene Ontology annotation, molecular function: oxygen binding; heme binding. Bases 151 to 864 code for a protein of 237 amino acids. NCBI's taxonomy places the organism in Eukaryota, Viridiplantae, Streptophyta, Magnoliopsida, Sapindales, Anacardiaceae. The transcript has 7 exons. The record is from RefSeq and is a predicted model, not a curated record.